CAUUCUUGUCAAAGCUCUUCUCUACCAGCGCAUCCACGCACUCCCGCACGUGAAGUCGCAGCGACCAGAAAGCCGCGCCCCUUGCUUCCGACCAACAAUGGCCGGCACUCCAAGCAACGUUAUAGAGACGCCGACGACCACCCUGGGCUACUGGGAAGGCGCUCGGGGUAUCGUUGUGCCGAUUCGCUACAUGCUCGCCUAUGCCGGCGUGCCGUACCGCUUCAAGACCUACCCUUUCCGCGGCGGGGCCACCCUAGAGGAGUGCAAGGCGCCCUGGCUGGAGGACAGGGCGGCCCUGGCGGAACAAGGGCUGCCCUUCCCGAACCUGCCCUAUCUGAUCGACGGCGACGUCCAGCUCACCCAGAGCCUGGCCAUCUUGAGGUACCUGGCCAGAAAGCACGGCCUGGACCUGCCGGACGCUGACCCCGGGACUGCGGCCAGGUUGGACAUGAUUGAGGCCCAGGUGAACGACUUCAGGUGGAGCCUCAUCUACCACUGCCUGGGGGACAAGUACGAGGCCCUCCGCUGGAACUUCCUCGAGAACAUCCCCAGGGAACUGUCCCGCUUCAGCCAGUUCCUGGGGCACCGGCGCUGGCUCAUGGGCGACAGACUCACCCACGUGGACUUCAUGCUGUACGAGGCACUCGACCAGUACGCCCUUUUCAGCGAGGGCUGUCUCGACGCCGAGCCCAACCUCAAGGCGUACGCGGACAGAUUCCGAAACCUGGAGCCCAUAAAGCGCUUCCUGGAGUCGGGCGAUUUCAAGCCCUGGCCCGUGUUCCUGCCCAACGCUGCCCACUUGAGCGCCAAGGACGAGCUGCCCAAGGCCCUCAAAAAGAGUGGCUAAAGGGCACGCGGUUUCGUUAGUCUCGAAUCGUGAAACCAGAUGGAAUACGCGUAGACUGAGUGCAAUACUUGAUCGCAUACUGUCUUGGGAAACAGCCAGGCGCACGUAAGAAAAGAGAACAGUAUUUUUUUGUGUUCUUUUGUUUGUCUGUGUAAAUAAACUACGCAUCGCAGAAAGCUGAACUACCUUGAGAAUUUGACACUGGCAGUCUUGAUAAAAUGCGAAAGUUUCAGAACAUGACAUUACCUGGAUCAAAAGAUAGAAAAGAAAGAAGUAAUUUUUCGAUGAGCCGACGUCCACCGAAGCCUAAUAAUGUCAAAGCAAGAAAACGAGAUUGUGGUCGCCUGUAGCACCUAUUGCAUUGAAGAAAAAAAAACUUGUCAGCCAGAAAGAAAACAAUAUUAUCUUUCUUGCUGACAAAUGUUUUUCACUGACAUAAGUGCCACAUGCGUCCACAAUUUCAGUUCUUCUGUUUACCAUGCAAGGCUUACGUAGACGUCAUCUCAUGCAGAAAUUUCGUAUUUCUUUCUUACAUUCUGGUCAAGGUACCGUCACGUUCUCAAACUUUCGCGCCCAAGCAAUAGCGUUACAUUCUCACGGUGUUUGAGUUUUUUUCCGAUGCGCAGUUUAUUUCCGCGGGUCGAAACAUACCGUUUUCCUAUCUCGUGAACGCCUUGUACUUCUUUGCGGUGAACACGGAACACAUGUGCUCCUGAAGCACAGCUGAACGAAUUCGGGGGUGCUAGGGAGGGUCGAGAAGGCCUUUCGUUUUCUUUGCGUGACAGAAUUCGGUGCAUGUACUCCCGCGUACGCUCUGAUGUCAACUUUGUACCAUUCACGCGAGACUGAAAAACACCGAUAAUAAAAAAAUAAGCGUCCAAUAAAGAAUA
This is a messenger RNA of Ixodes scapularis (black-legged tick), 1737 nucleotides long. Its product is annotated as glutathione S-transferase Mu 1-like. Gene Ontology annotation, molecular function: glutathione transferase activity. The record is from RefSeq and is a predicted model, not a curated record. Lineage: Eukaryota; Metazoa; Arthropoda; Arachnida; Ixodida; Ixodidae. Gene Ontology annotation, biological process: glutathione metabolic process. The coding region runs from base 98 to 847 and encodes 249 amino acids. The transcript has 2 exons.